Messenger RNA from Medioppia subpectinata, 2803 nucleotides. Lineage: Eukaryota; Metazoa; Arthropoda; Arachnida; Sarcoptiformes; Oppiidae. The record is from the annotation of a GenBank genome assembly.
AUAAUUGAUUGAAUAGUUAACUCCUGUGGUCGCAGUUCUUGUUAUACUGGAACAAGUGAUUCGAUAUUUUCAACGACAAGAUUUGUCCAGAUUUCAAGAUUAUGUCAUUAAUUCUGGAUCCGCCAUAUUAUUUACCUUGAUGAGAGUAUUCUUGUUGACCACAUCGGUUUAUGCAUUCACUUGGAUAUUUACCAAUUAUGCUAUAAUUGAUUUGCCCCUGCAUUCAAUAUGGACCUGGAUAUUCUCACUGAUUGUCGUAGAAUUCACGUAUUACUGGACCCAUCGGGCGCUCCACGAGUUCAACAUCCUAUGGGCUGCCCAUCAGUUCCAUCACAUGGCAGAGGAUGUGAACAUCACGACAACAAUCCGCGACUCUGUCGUCGAUUUAUUCAUAUAUGCCAUAUUUCCGCUGCCACUUGCCCUAUUAGUACCCCCUCCAUGCCUUAUGGUAUGGCUGCAUAACUCAGUGGUGGGUAAUCUGGGUUUCCUGGAGUACAUAAUCAAUACUCCCCGACAACAUCGCGUACAUCACGGGAAAAACCGGUACUGUAUUGACAAGAAUUACGGCGCGUUAAUUAUGGUUUGGGACCGACUUUUCGGUACACAUCAGACAGAGAAGGAGAAGAUUCUCUACGGAGUGGUGUCUCCGACACCCAAAACAUACGACUCAAUGAUUUUACAGUUUGGUUACUAUCGAGACGUUUGGCAAAAGUUUUGUAAAGUUGAGGGCUUUUGUAAUAAGAUGUCGGCCUUGUUUAAGGGUCCCGGUUGGACACCCGGUAAACCACGACUCGGAGAUAUCAAUGAUGUGCCCGAAGUUGACUACACUCUACCCAAGUAUAGUCAUGACCCGUAUAUCGAGGACUGGAAGAAGAUAUACAUUGCUUUUCAUUCAGUAAUAGUUGUAUUGGCUUUUUAUUUACUUGGAGAACAUCCUUAUAUCGUUAUGAAAUGGCCGAUAGGCGCGGGUCAGUACCUACUGCUCGAUACCCUGAUGUGGAGCACACGUGUGGCUCACAUACUCUCUAUGCUAUUUUGGUUCGUGUAUUGUUGUAAACACCGCUCGAGUGAUACGAGUGCUGACAACGAGAGCACUGAAUAUACGGUCGUCGGGAAGGGUGUGAAGGAUGUGGAGAGCGAGACCUCAUCGAUGGCCCGCAGGAAUGGCUACAAAGCUAUUGGUGAUUAUAACCUUAAAGAUCGCACCCGAACGGCCCGACACCGGGAAGUGGACAAUCGCGUGCCAAAAGUUCGGGCUUUGGCCGACAAGUUCCCUCAUACCCACGAUAUUCUCUUAUUAUUCCACUAUCACAUGACUUUUAUGAUCAUUCUCUGCAGUCAUGGGAAAUUAUGUUUUUCUUUCAUUCCGGCCAGAUAUGUGUUCAUUGGGAUGACAGCAAUGGGCCUAUUCUUGGUCUACGCUUUCAAAGGAUUUUUAGGGGUGGCUAUUGUGGCAAUGGUCACCCGGGAGUCAGCAUCCAAUUCAACGGGGUUGGAGUGUCCCGGCCCUGACACUACAAUCGACAACAGCAACACCAAUACUCGGGGUGACUUUGAUUGGGACGAUCACCAACAGGCCACUGUAUUGGGCUGUUAUUUUUACGGUUAUAUUGUAUUACAAGUGCCGGCGGGUGCGUUGGCCGAGCUAUUUGGUGCUAAAUGGAUAUUCGGGAGCAGUAUAUUGAUCAGUUCAGUGCUAUCCCUGUUGGGUCCGGUGGCCGCGCGCUGGGGUUUUGCCCCGUUUUUAGUAACCCGUAUAUUACAGGGCUUAGCACAGGGAGUGAUCCUUCCCUGUAUGAACGCUAUGAUCGCCCGAUGGAUGCCUAAAAUGGAGAGAAGCCGAGGAAUAUCUGUGAUUUUUGCGGGCGCCGCCAUUGGCUCAGUGGUUACUCUACCCCUAACCGGGUAUCUCUGCGACGAGACUUUUCUAGGCGGUUGGCCCGCAAUCUUCUAUGUGUUGGGAAUUGUAGGCAUUAUUUGGUCUGUUUUGUGGACUAUUUUUGUAUUUGAUUCCCCGGAAAGUCAUCCCUUUAUUUCUCAACGCGAAUACGACUACAUAUGUGACGGACAGGGCGUUGAAAAGACUUCGACUAGGAGGAGAAUUCCAUGGAAAUCAAUUCUCACAUCAUAUCGAGUAUACGCUAUGAUUAUCACUCAUUUUGGUCAGAAUUGGGGUUAUCUAACAAUAUUAACUCUAUUACCCACUUAUUUCACCAAAAUUCUUCACAUGGAUAUUAAAACAAAUGGUUUGAUAUCAAGUCUUCCUUAUUUGAGUUUAGCACUCGUCUCAAUCAUAUCGUCGUAUAUCAGCGAUAAGGUUAGAGAAAAGGAAAUGAUCAAUGUUUCUAAUCUAAGGAAAAUUAAUAAUUCAAUUGCAUUUUUUGGGCCGGCUAUAUGCCUAUUAGGAGUAAUAUUCGCUAAAUGCGAUACAACAUUAAGUAUAGUGUUGUUUGUGAUUGCAUUGGGACUCAACGGGUUUUGUUACCCGGGCUUUAACUCAAACUAUGUCGAUAUGUCGCCCGAUUUCUCGGGAAUUCUAAUGGGUAUUUGCAAUUCAAUCGGUAAUAUUCCGGGUUUUGUGGCCCCAAUUGCUGCCGCCGAGUUCUACUCCAAAGGGCAAACAUUGGAGAACUGGUCGCAUGUUUUCUAUACAUGUAUUGCAGUUUAUGUGUUCACACAAUUGGUUCACAUACUGUUUUCCACCUCAGAAUUACAGGAGUGGGGGAUCAGUAAACCGGCGGAUGACUGUCCGCAGACAACAAACAUUUAUAACAGCAAAACAACUAAAUUAGAAAGAAUUUGA